This is a messenger RNA of Eutrema salsugineum, 471 nucleotides long. Its product is annotated as nuclear transcription factor Y subunit B-5. Gene Ontology annotation, cellular component: CCAAT-binding factor complex; nucleus. The coding region runs from base 1 to 471 and encodes 156 amino acids. NCBI's taxonomy places the organism in Eukaryota, Viridiplantae, Streptophyta, Magnoliopsida, Brassicales, Brassicaceae. The transcript has a single exon. Gene Ontology annotation, biological process: regulation of transcription by RNA polymerase II. The record is from RefSeq and is a predicted model, not a curated record. Gene Ontology annotation, molecular function: RNA polymerase II cis-regulatory region sequence-specific DNA binding; protein heterodimerization activity; DNA-binding transcription activator activity, RNA polymerase II-specific.
AUGGCGGGGAAUAAUUAUCCUUGGUUCCAAAAUCCAAACCCUAGAUUCCAAAAUUACAACUUUGCGAGCAGCUCAUCUAAUCAACACCAUGGCUUAGUGGUGGAGGAUCAACAACAAGAAGACAACAUGAUGAUAAAAGAACAAGACAGGCUACUUCCGAUAGCAAACGUAGGAAGGAUCAUGAAGAACAUUCUGCCACCAAAUGCAAAGAUCUCCAAAGAAGCAAAAGAGACUAUGCAAGAAUGUGUCUCCGAGUUCAUAAGCUUCGUCACCGGAGAAGCCUCCGAUAAAUGCCACAAGGAGAAGAGAAAGACCGUUAAUGGAGACGAUAUAUGUUGGGCUAUGGCAAAUCUAGGGUUUGAUGAUUACGCCGAGCAGCUCAGGAAGUAUUUAAAUCUUUACCGAGUUUUUGAACUUGAGAGAGCCAGUCAUCACGGCAAAGGAGGAGCUAAAUCCUCACCGGAUUAUUAA